Messenger RNA from Ctenopharyngodon idella (grass carp), 2170 nucleotides. RefSeq names its product aromatase (gene cyp19a1a). The record is from RefSeq and is a predicted model, not a curated record. The transcript has 9 exons. The coding region runs from base 52 to 1605 and encodes 517 amino acids. NCBI's taxonomy places the organism in Eukaryota, Metazoa, Chordata, Actinopteri, Cypriniformes, Xenocyprididae. Gene Ontology annotation, molecular function: iron ion binding; monooxygenase activity; heme binding.
GUGUAUGUCUGCAGUUCUGAUGCUUUAGACUUGAAGAGAAAAUCUGUUCUUAUGGCAGCUGAACUGCUCCAGCCCUGUGGAAUGAAGCCGGUGCGUCUUGGCGAGGCUGCGGUUGACCUUCUGGUCAAAGGGGCCCGUAAUGGCACUGAAGGGGCUCAAGACAAUGUGUGUGGAGCCACAGCCACACUACUGCUGAUGUUACUUUGCCUGCUGCUGGCCAUCAGACACCAUCGGCCAGAGAAAUCUCAUGUGCCGGGUCCUUGUUUCUUCCUGGGUCUGGGUCCUCUUCUCUCUUACUGUCGGUUCAUCUGGUCUGGGAUCGGGACCGCCAGCAACUACUACAACAGCAAAUAUGGAGACAUUGUGCGGGUCUGGAUCAACGGUGAGGAAACUCUCAUCUUGAGCAGGUCAUCUGCUGUGUAUCAUGUGUUGAGGAGAUCUCUGUACACCUCACGCUUUGGGAGCAAACUAGGUCUGCAGUGUAUUGGGAUGCAUGAACAGGGCAUCAUAUUCAACUCAAAUGUGGUGCUCUGGAAAAAAAUCCGCACCUUUUAUGCUAAAGCUCUAACAGGUCCAGGGCUUCAGAGAACUUUGGAGAUUUGCACCACUUCCACAACCACACACCUAGAUGAUCUGUCUCACCUGACGGAUGCUCGGGGACAGGUGGACAUUCUCAACUUACUGCGGUGCAUUGUGGUGGACAUUUCCAACAGACUGUUUCUAGGAGUUCCUCUCAAUGAGCGUGAUCUGCUUCAGAAGAUUCAGAAAUAUUUUGACACCUGGCAGACAGUAUUAAUCAAACCUGAUGUGUACUUCAGACUGGACUGGCUGCACAGGAAGCACAAAAGAGAAGCUCAGGAGUUACAGGACGCCAUCACGGCUCUGAUUGAGCAGAAGAAAGUUCAGCUGACACAUGCAGAAAAACUCGACCAGCUCGACUUCACAACAGAGUUGAUAUUCGCUCAGAGCCACGGGGAGCUGAGCGCUGAGAACGUCAGGCAGUGUGUGUUGGAGAUGGUGAUCGCGGCUCCAGAUACUCUCUCUAUCAGUCUGUUCUUCAUGUUGCUGUUACUCAAACAGAAUCCAGACACUGAGUUGAAGAUCCUGCAGGAAAUAGAAACUGUUUUAGCUGGUAGAAGCCUGCAGCACUCACAUCUGUCCAGGUUAAACAUUCUGGAGAGUUUUAUCAACGAGUCGCUCCGGUUCCACCCGGUCGUGGACUUCACCAUGCGCCGGGCGCUGGAUGAUGAUGUCAUUGAGGGCUACAAAGUGAAGAAAGGAACAAACAUCAUAUUAAACGUGGGUCGAAUGCACCGAUCCGAUUUCUUCCCCAAACCGAAUCAGUUCAGUCUUGACAACUUCCAGAAGAAUGUGCCGAGUCGUUUCUUUCAGCCGUUCGGAUCAGGCCCGCGGUCAUGUGUGGGAAAGCACAUCGCUAUGGUGAUGAUGAAGUCCAUUCUUGUGACGCUGUUGUCUCGUUUCUCCGUGUGUCCUUUGAAGGGCUCUACUGUAGAAAGCAUCCCGCAAACCAACAACCUGUCGCAGCAGCCAGUGGAGGAGCCCUCAAACCUCAGCGUGCAGCUCAUCCUGAGAAACACUCUUUGAUUCACCUCUAUCAUAUGUGCUCUAGUACACUCAAUGGCAUAGAAGAACCAUUUUUGUUCCCCAAAGAACUAUUCAGUUCUUAAAAGAACCAUUUUCUUUCUAGAACAUUUUAAAAAUCUAAAAAAACUUUUUAGCUAUAAAUAACCUAUUGUAUACUGGAAAGUAUCAAUGGAUGUUAAAGGUUCUUCAUGGAACAAUAGAAACCAAAAAAUAACCUUUAUUUUUAAGAGUGUACCAUGUAUUUAUCUACUGCUUUUAAUCAUGUCUUUUGGGUAUUUGUGUUUAAAUUUGUAUUCAGUGUGAAUGUAAAUGAAUGUAAUUGUUGUUAUGAAGUAUGGAGCUGGGGGGGGAAAUAUAUUUCAAUGUUUUUGCUUUCUCUUGCAAAGAAGUCAAAUGUUUUGUGAGCGAACGCAGUUUUUUCGGGGGAGCACAAACCUUUUGCGAAAGAACGCAAAAGCAUUGACAAAUAGGCAAUUUUUCCUCCUAUCUCAUAUUUUUUUCCUUCAACAUGUCCCAUAAUAAUUAAUGAUAUUGUGGCAUCCUGUGAAUUUUUUUUUUUUUUUUU